Necator americanus (New World hookworm) is the source of this 1173-nucleotide messenger RNA. RefSeq lists its product as uncharacterized. Gene Ontology annotation, cellular component: membrane. The record is from RefSeq and is a predicted model, not a curated record. Gene Ontology annotation, molecular function: fucosyltransferase activity. Bases 1 to 1173 code for a protein of 390 amino acids. NCBI's taxonomy places the organism in Eukaryota, Metazoa, Nematoda, Chromadorea, Rhabditida, Ancylostomatidae. The transcript is spliced from 16 exons.
AUGAAUGAAUCCACCUUGAGCAAAGUUGCUAUGGCUCACAGGCAUGCGAUUUCCAGCAAUUUUGCAACUGAAAAGAAUGAAACCAUGAGCGGAUGCUCAGAAUGUGUGACUAUGUUGUUGCUCAACUGCACAAUUAUAUUAUAUGGUCCAGAACUGUUGUUUCCUCAGCAAACACACAAUCAUGUCGUUUCCCAUCUUGUUUAUCAGGAUGGUUCGAUUCCUGGCGGAAUCGUGAUUUUUGCAAAACGGAAGAAGAGAGUUCCACAUUAUCGGACAACUCCUCGCAUAAUGGGGAAAAGCAAAAGAAAGAAGCACAUGAACGACAAAAUUCCUUCAAAGCCUACGGCCAAUAUAAGUGAAACCAUGAGAAAAGAGAGGGCACUAGAGGGAGAGGUGUUUGAAAAUGUUUCAACGGCAAUCUCAGGGAGUCUCCGCAGCACUAAAUCGACUAGUUUGACUAGGAAACUGAAAAAGAAGAAGAGAAAGCCUGUUCCUCCGGUGAACGUGCUUACCGAGGAGAAGCCAAUAGAAUUUCAAAAUGAUAUAUUGUCAAUCUAUUCCCAAACAGAAGGGACUAUUUCAUUGGACUCUGUAUCCAGUAUCGGUACAGCGCAAGUAGAAAAAAUAAAGGAGGAGCAAAAAUCCAGCGUCUUACCGCCCACAGCAACAUUACUAGCUGAGCGAGUGAGAACAAUUCCCCCACAGCCUCCAAAAGCAAUUCAAGUAACGGAUGCUGUUUUCUGCGAAAAAACCAAUCUUGAAGGACCAUUCACCGCCGAUCAUAGAAAAGGAGAUGUUGAACUAAGCUUCAUCAAUCAGCUCAUCUCCAGUGUCUUGGCUAUAGUGAACGAAUCAGGAAACACUAAUUUGGAGUUAAAGAUCACACUAGAUAGAGAGGAUAAUGGAUUGCCGAAAGUAACAUUUGAAAUGGUACCCAAAGCUCAUACGAGUAAUCCAAUAGAACGGCUUAAUCGAGCAUUCGUGCAAUAUGCAAAGUUUCAUGAAGAAAUGGGAGUGGCAAGCGAUUGCGAAACUGCUAUUUCUCGGCUACAGCCUACACCAAGAUCACAUUCACCGUCUACUGAACAGCAAAAACAGAAUGGAUCUCGAUUUUCUCUCCUAUCCGUCUUCAACUCAGUAUUCUCUGGAUUUGGGAAUCAGAAGGGAAAAUGA